GUUCCAUUCCCGGGGGAUUGGAGUAGCGUUGGAGUCACUGACGCCAUCCCCUCCCGCCUCUGGCGUUCAUGGAGCAUGCGCUUCCUCCCUCACUUCCUCUCCAGGAGGGAGCGAGAGUAAAGCUACGCCCUGGCGCGGCCGUCUCCGCGUCACAGGAACUUCAGCACCCACGGGGCGGACAGCGCUCCCCUCCACCUGGAGACGUGACUCCCGCGUGCCCCAACCCUGCUAAUCCACUGACCCCCGAGUGUCAGAGAUCCCGCGGCCGCCCAGUCCCGGCCCCUCUCCCGCCCCACACCCGCCCUCCUGGCUCUUCCUGUUUUUACUCCUCCUUUUCAUUCAUAACAAAAGCUACAGCUCCAGGAGCCCAGCGCCGGGCUGUGACCCAAGCCGAGCGUGGAAGAAUGGGGUUCCUCGGGACCGGCACUUGGAUUCUGGUGUUAGCGCUCCCGAUUCAAGCUUUCCCCAAACCUGGAGGCAGCCAAGACAAAUCUCUACAUAAUAGAGAAUUAAGUGCAGAAAGACCUUUGAAUGAACAGAUUGCUGAAGCAGAAGCAGACAAGAUUAAAAAAACAUAUCCUCUAGAAAACAAGCCAGGUCAGAGCAACUAUUCUUUUGUUGAUAACUUGAACCUGCUAAAGGCAAUAACAGAAAAGGAAAAAAUGGAGAAAGAAAGACAAUCUAUAAGAAGCACCCCACUUGAUAAUAAGUUGAAUGUGGAAGAUGUUGAUUCAACCAAGAAUCGAAAACUGAUAGAUGAUUACGAUUCUACUAAGAGUGGAUUGGAUCAUAAAUUUCAAGAUGAUCCAGAUGGUCUUCAUCAACUAGACGGGACUCCUUUAACUGCCGAAGACAUUGUCCAUAAAAUCGCUACCAGGAUUUAUGAAGAAAAUGACAGAGCAGUGUUUGACAAGAUUGUUUCUAAACUACUGAAUCUUGGCCUUAUCACAGAAAGCCAAGCACAUACACUGGAAGAUGAAGUAGCGGAGGUUUUACAAAAAUUAAUCUCAAAGGAAGCCAAUAAUUAUGAGGAAGAUCUCAAUAAGCCAACUAGCAGGACUGAGAAUCAGGCUGGAAAAAUACCAGAGAAAGUGACUCCAAUGGCAGCAAUUCAAGAUGGUCUUACUAAGGGAGAAAACGAUGAAACAGUAUCUAACACCUUAACCUUGACAAAUGGCUUGGAAAGGAGAACCAAAACCUACAGUGAAGACAACUUUGAGGAACUCCAAUAUUUCCCAAAUUUCUAUGCAUUACUGAAAAGUAUUGAUUCAGAAAAAGAAGCAAAAGAGAAAGAAACACUGAUUACUAUCAUGAAAACAUUGAUUGACUUUGUGAAGAUGAUGGUGAAAUAUGGAACAAUAUCUCCAGAAGAAGGUGUUUCCUACCUUGAAAACUUGGAUGAAAUGAUUGCUCUUCAGACCAAAAACAAGCUAGAAAAAAAUGCUACUGACAAUAUAAGCAAGCUUUUCCCAGCACCAUCAGAGAAGAGUCAUGAAGAAACAGACAGUACCAAGGAAGCAGCAGCUAAGAUGGAAAAGGAAUAUGGAACCUUGAAGGACUCCACAAAAGAUGAUAACUCCAACCCAGGAGGAAAGACAGAUGAACCCAAAGGAAAAACAGAAGCCUAUUUGGAAGCCAUCAGAAAAAAUAUUGAAUGGUUGAAGAAACAUGACAAAAAAGGAAAUAAAGAAGAUUAUGACCUUUCGAAGAUGAGAGAUUUCAUCAACCAACAAGCUGAUGCUUAUGUGGAGAAAGGCAUCCUUGACAAGGAAGAAGCUGAGGCCAUUAAGCGCAUUUAUAGCAGCCUGUAAAAAUGGCAAAAGAUCCAGGAGUCUUUCAACUGUUUCAGAAAACAUAAUAUAGCUUAAAACACUUCUAAUUCUGUUACUAAAAUUUUUUGACCCAAGGGUUAUUAGAAAGUGCUGAAUUUACAGUAGUUAACCUUUUACAAGUGGUUAAAACAUAGCUUUCUUCCCGUAAAAACUAUCUGAAAGUAAAGUUGUAUGUAAGCUGAGAUUUUGUAUACAGAAUCCUUAUUUCCUCAUAGACUUAUAUUUUAUAAUCAGAAUAUGUUGCUUUGAAAAAGCCUCUAAUGGACUGACCUUAAAACUCACUGUCUCAUCCACACAAGCACUCCCUGAAGAAUUAAGUGGGUUCUGUUUUCAAGGUAUGCCAGGUACCAAAGCACCUUGCAGAGUAUGUCUAUUACAGGAUGUCGUUUCCACUAGCAGUUCCCUUUGGGGAGUUGAAGUAAAUUCACAUUUUCUCAAAGUCUCGUAGCUUUGGAGGAGCUAUCUGCUUUUUUGGCUGCUCUUUUUAGCUGGCUUUUUAUUAGGCCCAGUGACAUAAAAAGGAUCCAGGUAAAUGGGUAUAGGAUUUGCUGGAUUUACUGACAAUUUCGCCCUGCUCUUAACACUUCCUAUUAGUGACUUUUCAGACUUGAGUUUGCUUAUAGAGAUAUUUAUGCACUCUCUAAGAAGACAAAUGAGGUCAUAAACACUGCAUAAAGCAAGGUAAAAAUGUAUGCCACAUCUCAGUUAUCUAAACUGGAUUAGAUCCAAGCCAAGGUUUCCCAACAGAGAGCAAAGGGCCAGGCAGUAGGGUAGAAAUCGAGAUAAAAAUCAUUCCUUCCUUGUGAUCCAAAGCUGGUAGAGCAGCUUCCCUGGAGGGAAAGGUUAAUGAACUUCAGGUCCCUGCAACUCAGCCCCCACCACAAACACAGCCCUGGAAACAUACAGUGGCCCAAGGUCCUCUUGAAAUGUUAAUAAUUAAUGUUCCCAAACCAGAGAAUGCUUUGAAAAUGUAUUACUUGGUGUAAAUUAAUUACAUACAUAUUUUUCUAUAUAUUUACUUCAAAUUGUAAAAAUAACAUAAUGCUUUGUGUAUUAGAGUGAAGCCAGCCGGACUUCCUGGGUCGAGUGGGGCCUGGGAGAACUUUCCUGUCUUACAAGAGGAUUGUAAAACGCACCAAUCGGUGCUCUGUAAAACACACCAAUCAGUGCUCUGUAGCUAGCAAGAGAUUUGUGAAAUACACCAAUCAGCGCUCUGUAAAAUGCACCAACCAGCACUCUGUAAAAUGCACUAAUCAGCAGGAUUCUAAAAGUAGCCAAUCGCAGGGAGGAUUGAAAAAGCGGCACUCUGAUAGGGCAAAAAGGGAACAUGGGAGGGGACAAAUAAGGAAAUAAAAGCUGGUCACCCCAGCCAGCAGCGGCAACCUGUUCUGGUCCCCUUUCACGCUGUGGAAGCUUUGUCCCUUCGCUCUUCAAAAUAAACCUUGCUACUGCUCA
Messenger RNA from Mandrillus leucophaeus (drill), 3287 nucleotides. RefSeq names its product secretogranin III (gene SCG3). The transcript is spliced from 12 exons. The record is from RefSeq and is a predicted model, not a curated record. Gene Ontology annotation, cellular component: secretory granule membrane. Gene Ontology annotation, biological process: protein localization to secretory granule. Lineage: Eukaryota; Metazoa; Chordata; Mammalia; Primates; Cercopithecidae. The coding region runs from base 69 to 1811 and encodes 580 amino acids.